UAUAUGAAACACACUCAAGAAGUCUUUUUCUUGUUCUCUUUUUUUUUGGUCUGUUCAGCCUCCAUCCCUUUCUUCGCCUGUGAGCUGAAGGCAGUGAAGCCCUACAGGAGAGGCGUCUUCUGCGGCGACCCCUCCAUCACCUACCCCUACAUCGAGCGGGAGGCUAUCCCUGACGGCCUGCUCAUCGCCGGGGGCAUCAUCAUCACCGGCCUCACGAUCGCGUUGGGUGAGUGCUACCGAGUGCGCUUCCGAGGCGUCCACUCGCGAGCCUUCGUGCAAAACCGCUACAUCUCCAGCCUCUACAAAGAGCUCGGCAGCUUCCUGUUUGGCUGCUGCAUCGGCCAAUCGCUCACCAACAUGGCCAAGCUGAGCAUUGGCAGACUCCGUCCCAACUUCCUGUCGGUGUGCAACGUCACCUACGCGUCCCUCAACUGCAGCCCGGGGAUGUACAUCCCGCACAUAGACUGCAAGCAGUCCAAUGAGAAGAUGGUGGAGGAGGCCAGGAAGUCUUUUUUCUCGGGCCAUGCAUCUUUUGCCAUGUACACCAUGCUCUACCUGGCGUUCUACCUGCAGGCCCGGUUCUCAUGGCGCGGGGCGCGGCUGCUUCGGCCCCUGGUGCAGUUCCUGCUGGUCAUGCUGGCCGUCUACACGGGACUGAGCCGCAUCUCCGACUACCGCCACCACCCCAGCGACGUCGUCACCGGCUUCCUGCAGGGAGCGCUCACCGCAUACUGGGUGGCUUUCUACAUCUCCUCCAUGUUCAAGAAUUGCCGUAACGACCUGACGCCCACCAGCAUGUCGCUGGAGAGCCCCCUGUCCAGCCAGCAGACAGUCUGCUAGCAGCUCCCCAUCCCAGAACUGAUCAGAAGCAGAAAAGUAGUUUCAGUGGGUUGCUAAGGUGAAGAGGAGAGAAGAAGAAGAAGAAGAAGAAGAAGAAGAAGAAGAAGGGUACCCUGAGAGGAUGGAGGCAUACCUUGAGAAAGGAUGGAGGACAGAGACUGUAUCAAAUAUCUAUGUUCAGAAUGCACAGCGUUGACUCACCCAGAAGCAGUGCCCACGUCCUUCACACUUGUUGAACGCCUACAAUAAACUUGCACACACACAGAAGGGUUCAUUCAGUGAAAUGUAAACUGUAAAUGAAAAACUGUAGAGCAAAAACCAACCCGUCCGCCCUGUGAUAAGACAUCUUUUUUUUUUGUGUGUUAUUAUUUUAUAUGAACACAGUAAUCUAUUUUCACUGAAAGAAAGCAAAAACAGAAAUUGUUUUGUGGAUGAAGCUGCUAACGAUAGACUCCUUGCCAACCGCUUGAAGCUGUUGUUGUACCAUGUUGAUUGUUUUUUACCCAGGGCCGGCUCAGUCACUGGAAGCCUCUCUUGCCCUAAAAGAAUGCGAUUCUCAAAAUCCUCAUUUCUCUCACCUGAGAGGCUGUCUACUCAGCCCCGACUUCUCUUUACCGCCGACUGUUGCGCAUGUGCAGAUAGGUCAUCACGGGCAGUGAUCAGUGAGAUCAGUACGCCUGCAGAGGUAGCCCCUGGGACUGGAGCUCGAGGCUCUGUCAACAACACAGUCGCUUGUGAUUCGUGCGAUGGGUCCUUAGGCCAGGGAGGAGGGCGGCAUUGGACUGGCCCUGAUUUACAAUCACCCCAGCUGUUUGACUGCUCUCCCUCUUCACCCACCCUCCCUUUCCAGAUUGUCACUGAAUGACCCCAGAAGUAGCCGCUGGCACUGAUACACAAACAGCACAGGUUCAGACCUGUACCUUUCUCAUUUGUUUGCUUGAUCUUGAUUUUUUUUCUUUUCUUGUGUCAGUCUUUGUUUGGACUGAAUAACGAGGAAGAGUUAGUUCAUUAGAGGACCUCAUCUGGGUCCUUUUGUUAGUCGUGUCGUUAACCACUCUUUUACUGCAUCUCUGAGGCGGAGCUGUGACUGAAUAGAGCCCUGAACAGAAGCCUGACCCUCCAUUGACAUUUAGCCUCUGACCUUUGCCCUGAGAUCAUUCGCUUUAGAGCAGAGCAGUUCAGUUCAGGGCAGACCCCUAUCUGGGACAACCUGUGUAUUACUCUCUAUAGCACUUGAACUACAUAAAGGAACAUUAUAAUUUGUAAUGUGUAUAUUAUAUAUAUAUAAAUACAUAAAAAUAUAUUUUAUCUCAAGUUUAAAAAAUAAUCAGUGUUCUCUUCCUCUGUUUGGUGUUGUCCAGUAUACAUUUAUGGUUUGUUUUCUUGGCGUAAUUGUCCUGAUUGAAUGUAAAUAUCUCCUUUUGUAAACCACCCAGAAUUUCAGAAGUAUUAGAUGUUGUUUUUCGGUGUAGUUAUGUCCAACGUGUUUGUUUUUCUGUGUUGAUCAGGUACGGAAAAGUUGCUUCUGUUCUAAUAUUACAUAGUGACUGAGCCAGAGUUGUAUCAAAAAGCUAUAUUCUUUUAUGUCUAGUUGUAUUAUGUUUGUGUUUAUCUGUGUUCUCUGUGAAAGCCAGUAAGGCUAAAAUAACCACUGUAUUGAAAAAAAAUACCAAACCAAUAAAAUGAAUGUUUCACCUUUA
Molecule: messenger RNA, 2540 nt
Organism: Clupea harengus (Atlantic herring)
Lineage: Eukaryota; Metazoa; Chordata; Actinopteri; Clupeiformes; Clupeidae
Gene: ppap2d
Product: phospholipid phosphatase 3-like
Exons: 5
Coding region: 4-840 (278 amino acids)
Biological process (GO): signal transduction; phospholipid dephosphorylation; phospholipid metabolic process
Cellular component (GO): plasma membrane
Molecular function (GO): phosphatidate phosphatase activity
Source: RefSeq, a predicted model, not a curated record